UUUGACCGCCGCCUCCCACCAACAGUCUCGGUCAGAGCUUCAUCAACCCUUCCACAACUCGCCAUUAAACAAAGAACGAAUGCUGCAGCUACCGCCGUUCUCCUUUCUUGACCUGAUCACCGCCUCCUACCCCGUGGUGCAAGCCCAUUGAUUCCUCUCCAGCUCCUACCGCCAGCAUCGCAUGAAGUAUAUAGGCGAGACCAGUCCAGCCGGAGAUCAGCAGGAAGCAGCCAGGAAGAAGGUAGCUAGAUAGCCAGCUCUAGUUUCUUGGUGAAACUCGGCUUCGGUUUGCUCCGGCCGUCCAGGAUGGCGCGCGCUGAGUGAAGCAAAGCGGCAGGGGUGCCGAUUUACACUCUUCUGAAGUUUUCAAUACCACCCGGCUUGACGGAAUCAACAACUUGACCUGGUCCCUGAUGGAGGUACAAAUGGCCAUCCCCAACAAAGGUGCCAAAUCGAUUGGAGCCAGCACGGCUCCUCAUCGCAGCAGCGGCGACGCCAAGGCCGUCCCCAACUACCUCAGGCCAUCAACCGGCUCCUGCCACCAUGUCUGCAAGUACGGCGGCACACACACAUUUGAAGAGAAAGAGGCACACAAGGCCCAACCGAGACCUCGGAAGCAGCCACCGGUUCCAGACAACCAGAACAAGAUUCUGGUCAAGGUGCGGUCGGUGUUCCGGAGACGUGUCGGCGAUUCCAGCAGAGCUGAGAAGGCCGAAAAGGCGGCCUUCCGCAAGCAGAAGGAAGUUGAGAGUGUGGAGUGGAAGGAUAUUGUGGCCUAUGAUACUGCUCCAGCUCAUGGAUCAUCUCCACAGCCUCAUCAAACCUUGGCCCAAAUCACGGGUUCGAGCGAUGUCAAGAAGAAGGAUGCGAUGAAGGGGAAGAAGUCAUAUGACAGGGCCAAGAUCACUGAACAGGUGAAGGUCUCGACGGAGCCUCAUGGCGCCAACAGAGCAGCUUCACCUCCUCGCAAGAACACGAGCACUGACACUAAGAGCGUAAAGCCUCCAAAAGGGAAGAAGCCUACAGCAUUGCUCGUCGAGAAGAAGGCUGUUGAUCAAGAAAUUCUUCAUGGGUAUCGAACUCUUUCUCCUUCUCUGAUACAAAGCCGCGCAAGCCUUUUGCGCGAUCUCGAAAAGGAAAUGGCUCGCGAAGCUACCGAUGUGAAAGAAGAAAGAACCACCUACUCUCUUGAUCAAGAAGAGUAUGCUGCUGCUGCUGCUGAAUCAAGCAGGCCCAUUCCAGCGCACCGAAGGGUGAAGAGCAUGAGCAUCAGCAGCCGAUCCGUGCGGUUCCCGUUCGCCCGACAAGCGAGCAAGAAUUCCGCCACCUUCAAGCUGCGCUCCAAGAGCAGCAAAGGACCAAUCCUGCCAUCCGAAGAGGAGAAGCCCGCAAGGCUCAAGUCCAGAAGGGGGGCAGUGACCGGUGAGGAUCACGGCAGCACUGGCAGAGGCAUUCAGCUCAGGAUCAGGAGCCUUCGGAGGCGAGGGGUCGGCGGUUCCGGUGGCGCGAGCACCGGUUUUGUCGUGCCAGCAGUGGCGCUAAGGCAUCAGAAGACACUGGAAAAGAAGAGGAGCCAGAGGCUGUACAACAACCUGAUUGAGGAGACGGCGAGCAAGCUCGUGAAGACGAGAAAAAGCAGGGUGAAGGCCCUGGUGGGGGCUUUUGAGUCUGUCAUCUCCAAGAUUUCAAAGUAGGAAUCAGCAACCAUAUGUAGUAUAUGCGGUAUAGAGUUUGUCAUGAAAUUUUUGUUGCUCUCGAAUGGGUGCUUGCUUGGUAUAUCCCUAAUGGAAUUGUUGCUUAAUAUCUCAUGUUCAGUCACUCAACGCUGAACUCGGGACUUUGUGCAGAGAUGUAUUGACUUCUUUGUAAAUUUUUGUAAUCAUGCAUUCAACCUGUUUGUGGCAGUGUCGAAAACAAGUUCAGUUCUCGUACACAAAAACUUAAUUUUUUUCUUCCUAUUA
Messenger RNA from Phragmites australis (common reed), 1961 nucleotides. RefSeq lists its product as uncharacterized. The record is from RefSeq and is a predicted model, not a curated record. The transcript is spliced from 2 exons. Bases 414 to 1694 code for a protein of 426 amino acids. Lineage: Eukaryota; Viridiplantae; Streptophyta; Magnoliopsida; Poales; Poaceae. Gene Ontology annotation, molecular function: calmodulin binding.